Exophiala dermatitidis NIH/UT8656 is the source of this 5384-nucleotide messenger RNA. Its product is annotated as D-3-phosphoglycerate dehydrogenase. Gene Ontology annotation, cellular component: cytosol. The coding region runs from base 952 to 1959 and encodes 335 amino acids. The record is from RefSeq and is a predicted model, not a curated record. Gene Ontology annotation, molecular function: glyoxylate reductase (NADPH) activity; NAD binding; hydroxypyruvate reductase [NAD(P)H] activity. The transcript is spliced from 3 exons. Lineage: Eukaryota; Fungi; Ascomycota; Eurotiomycetes; Chaetothyriales; Herpotrichiellaceae.
GUGCAAAUGCCGCAGACAGAGCAGCCUUGUCCGUGAUAUGGACUUUGUCGGGUUGUGAUCUCACCUGCAGUUGAAGUCAAGCUUGCCCUGCAAUGCGCGGGAUCAUCUCGAUGCUUGGCAUUGGAGCAUUCAGACAAAAGCGCAAAACAUACGGCGGGGGGCAAAGACGUUGGUCAUCACUUCGGCUUCUUUCUUAUUGGUCGUUCAAGUUGCACAAGCGACGAACUCCUUUCACUCCUCUCACUUCCACGAAGGUGCCUCCCUUCCAUCGCCAGUCCACUCAGCAAAAAUGUGAUGCCCUCCGGAGGUUCCCGCGGAUACACUCAUGCGCAAACUGAGACAACCCAACGAUCGUGCGGUGCGAUGAGCACUCACACAGAGGGAAUCAAUGCGCCAUCUAACCGCAUGCCUUGAACCCGCUCGCUCUUGGCUGGUGUGAACGGAUUCCAAGCACUCGCCUUCCUGGGUGGUCCUGAACGCCUUCGCAAGGCUGAGACCUCCGCACUCGCUCUUCGGCUUCGCUCAGUGCUAUCCCGAAGCGGUUGUCACUAUCAGAAUGGUGAGGUGCUAACCAAUGAAAGGCGCCGUCUUGAAGUGUUACCCACUCUCGGCACGAAGUGCGCUGCUCCUGCGCUCCGCAUGGUGUCCAAAACAGUGGAUUGAAUGCCCCGAUACGGUAGGACUCGUUAUCACUGAGGACAACUUCAAUCAAUUGUCUGCCCUUAUAAUUGUGCAAUACUGCUUCGUCUUCACCACAGUUAAUGAUCAGCCUGAUCACCAGUCCAUCGCCAUCUUGCAAAGCCAGCCUGACGAUCCUACUGACAAAAUCCCAGCCCCAGUCAACAAGAAGAGAUUGACACAUUGCAAGGGCUCCGGCGGAAGUUCAAGGCCGUCCAUAUUGCCGACAAAAUCAUAGGCGGUUGACUUGUCUACAGAAGGACAUUUGUCAGGAUGUCGACGAAGCCCAAGAUCCUUCUUCUUGGAAAGAUCGACCAUGCACAUAAGCAAUGGGAGUCUCUGAGCUCUCUGGGUGAGCUUAUCGGCCCUAAAUCCACCAACCGCGCAGAUUUCAUCAAGGAGUGUCAGUCAGGCCAACUGGAUGGAGUGGUGGCAGCGUACCGCACAUUCGCGUCUGUCAGCAUAACCGGCCUCUUCGACGAGGAACUGUGUAAAGCACUUCCUAAGUCGUGGCGCUACCUUGCAUCAUGUGGCGCAGGCUACGAUCAAAUAGACGCCCAUGCCUGUUCCGCGCGCAAUCCGCCUUUGCUGGUGUCCAACGUUCCCACCGCCCCGGACGACGCCACAGCAGACACGGGCAUUUUUCUCAUGCUCGGCGCCCUGCGUAACUUCAACACGAGCAUGGCCGCCCUACGCCGCGGAGAGUGGCGCGGCAACCCGCCUCCAGCUUUAGGACAUGAUCCACAGGGCAAAGUCCUCGGCAUUCUCGGUAUGGGCGGGAUCGGACGCAACAUGAAGCGGAAAUGCGACGCCUUUGGCAUGACAACCAUCUACCACAACCGUCGAGAACUCGACCCAGAACUGGCCGCUGGCGCCGAAUAUGUUUCCUUUGAAGAGCUCUUGAAGCGUAGUGAUGUCCUCAGCUUGAAUCUGCCGCUAAACCCCAAGACAAGGCACAUCAUCUCUACGGAGCAAUUCAAACUCAUGAAACCUACAGCGGUUAUCGUGAACACAGCCCGCGGCGCUGUCAUUGACGAAGCAGCUCUCGUCGAUGCCCUCGACAAAGGUUUCAUUGCUGGUGCCGGUCUGGAUGUCUUUGAAGAGGAGCCAAAAAUCCAUCCUGGUUUAAUUGCUAACGAAAAGGUCAUCCUAUUGCCUCAUAUGGGAACCUGGACCCAGGAGACACAGGAGAAAAUGGAAGAAUGGACCAUCAACAACAUCCGCUCUGCCCUCGAGACGGGCCGAUUGAAAUCCCCCAUUCCUGAACAACAAGACCUUUGAGCAGAACGUAUCGGUGCUCAGCCUCGCAUCAUCUCUUCCAGCCUAAUAGGCUCCAGACCCGAGGUCUCUAGGAAUGUCCAAUUAGCGGCCCCCACAGCAGUGGUGUGUAUGUGAACUAUUUCUCUUCCAUUUGCUCUUUGCUUGUCGUCGGGAGAAGGCCUUCCAUCCUUUUCGGAAAGCGCAGAACUGUACAGUGAUAGAUCUCAAUAGAAUCAUAGAGGACGAACGGACUUGGCAAGAAUAGAGCGAAAAAUGAGAGCGAGACAACACCCUUCCUAUCGGGUCAAUUAAUCUGUCAUUUUCCCAACCUUUGCUCCACUCUACGGGCAUUCUAAAUGGUCUUCCUGAACUUGCUCAUGAGUCCAAUAAUUUGAGAUAUUCCAGGGCAACGUGAUUUCUUACUGUGCGUGUCACCAAAUCAAGGCCGCCGUCAUGCUUCCAUCAAUUACUUAAACAGCUGGCUAUCCAGAAUAUUACUUUAUCGAUCUGCCCAGCUGUACCUACAGUAGGUAAGCAACGUCCAAACAGACACGCACACUCUUCCAAUUGAUGCCUUUUGCAUGCAUCCUACAAAUCCGAAAACAGAGAGCCGACCCAACUGCAUGUCCCAAGUGGCUAUCCAUCCAUCGACCAGCAGAGGGCCGCGCGACCAAUCUCAUCAUACACCGCAGUCUACUGUACUGCUGAUGGUCGUCAGAAGACUCCAAAAUCCGCCGGAUCGAAAUCGGCAUCCAUAUCCACGUCCAUAUCAUCAGUCAGAUCGACAAAAGCGCCAUUAUCCGUAGUCGUCACAUCAUUGCUUAGGGUGGUUCGAUUCUCCUUUCCAACAAGGCCACCAUCAAAAGCGGCGGCGCCGACGGAGUCAUUGACCACAUCUCUCAGGACGGGUCUCUUAUCCAAGAAACUGUGAACGUCGCCGACGAGGGCGGAGCCACGAACGACCUUGUUCGGAGUCCGAAGAGGCGUUUUGGUUUGAUUUUGUUUUCUUUUCUGGGGACUUUUGCUUUUGCUCCUGCGAUCUGCAGUAGAACCGGAACCACUUUUCUGCGACGGGACAGCGCCGUUUGUCGCAGCGGUGGUGAGUUGGGACCCAGUCUCAAAGAGAUGGGCAUCGCUAGCGCCCAUGGGAAGAUCAAGAACCCAGCCCUUCUGGUCCAUGAUGCGCGUGAUACCCUCUAAAAUCGGCACGCCGCUGCCCUGCAGGGUGGACUUGCUGCCCAGGAUCAAGAGUUUGCUGCGGGCACGGGUGACGGCGACAUUGACUCGGCGCCAAUCUUUCAAAAGGUCGCCAACGUGUUUGUUGGCGUUGCUGCGGACACAACUUAGGAUGACGACUUCCUUGUCGCGGCCCUGGUAUUUAUCCGCCGUGUGCAUUUCGACAUCAGCGGCAACGGCGGCAGAUCUAACCAGAGACUUGACGUCGGACUUGAGCAGGGCCAGCUGGGAGCGGUAGAAGGUGAUGACGCCGAUCGAGCGCGGCGGCACGCCCGAAUGGAUCAAGGUGGCCACGAGCUGUGCGGCUAGAUAUGACUCGACGGUAUUGGUGGUUCGUGCGCCUGCGCUGGUUUCGAAAGCCGCCAGCGCGUUGUUGUCUGUGGACAUGGUGUCGGUGUUGAGGAACAGACACCGAGACGUGGGCGAGAUGGCUCGUCGUAGCCAGCACGAGGACUUGGAGGCACAAAUCGUCUGAACUUGAGUACCAGUACUGCUGGCGCCCGGCCUACUAUUGGGCAGCGACGAUGCCAUGAAGUGAUGUCCUGCGAGUCCGCCCUCCAAGUCCGGAAUAUGAAGCAUUCGGUUCGCCACGGCCUCGUUGCCGCAUUUGAUCCGGCCUGAAUACACCAACUCUUUGGACAAAAGCAUGAUGUCCUCGGCCAUUCGAUACUGGUGUUCAAGAUUCACCACAGAGUCCGGCUGUGCAUCGGACAGCAGCUUGAACAGGCUGACGUCCAGCCCGCCUUCUUGAGCCUGCUUGUUCUGAACCAGCGGCGGCAGCUGAUAGUGAUCGCCCACCAGGACAAAAGUGCGCGCCAUGCGGAUCGGCCCCAGACAUACCGGCAGCGUGAUUUGAGACGCUUCGUCGACAAUGCAAUAGUCGAAAGUCCGUGCGUUGAAAAUCCCAUGGUUGACACCUAGACAUGUCGUGGCCACGACUUUACUUCCGUGCCAUGAGGCGUGCAAUUCCUCGAUAGUGCGUUUGGGAACGCCCGAGACAUCGGCGAAAGAUUGGAUGUCCGGAUGUACUUUGUUGACGGCGCCAAUCCGCAAAAUCGGGAUAUGGUCCUCUUUGAUCUUCAGAAGAAUGUUGUCCACUGCUGUAUGAGUGUAGGAAGCCAACAGGACUGACUUGCCCUGAGACACCAGGGCACGGAUGAUAUGUGCUAUUGUUGUGGUCUUGCCAGUUCCAGGCAUCCCCAGGACAAGCGCAUAGUCUCUUGCACUCAUGACUUUCUCAAUGGCCUUCUGUUGGUCGAUAUUGAGACUUUGUUGUGAAGCUGGUCCGGAUAAGCUGUAUCCCGUGGACGUGACCUUGAAAUCUGGUGGUUUGUUUUCAAUGAUCAACUGCCGAAGCUCUCGUGCUCGCCAGAGGUCUUUCUCCAUCAUGCGGAUCACAUUGUUUCGUGCCGUUGCCAUCCCGUUUGCAAACUCAUCCUUGUCGAUGCGGUACAGGAUUGGACCUUCGUCAACCCCUGAUGCAGAUCUAGUCCGGUCAUGUUCCUCUAUAACGCCCGAGAAUAUUUGUCGGUUAGAGGAGUCGAAGUCAGCCAACUUCCGUCGCGCCCGUUGCAGCUUUCGGUCGACCGCUACUACAAUAUAUGUAGGCCGAACGUUGGUGACGAAGCCUGCUGCAAAGUUGAAAUGGCCCUUUUCGUCCGAAAUCACAAUCGGCUCCCCAGUGGUGAUCUGAGACUCUGCAAACGAGAAGCCAGGCCGAGGUUGGUGCUUCACAAAGGUGUAUUCAUACCGGUUGAUCUUCGAAGUUGAGGGGUUCUCACGAGCAGAUCCUGGCUGUAUUAUGACUUCGGAAAAGCACCGGCCAACUGCUUCGCGCUCAGAGCUCAGCAUAGUCCAUAACUCGCGGCGGAAUUUCAUUGUGUCGCGUUCUUCUUGAGUCAGCAGGUCGUCCCACUUCUUGAAGAAAGCCUGGUGCUCAGGGGAGAGAUGAUCGACCACUUCGUUGAAUUUUUCUCCCAGGCCGCUGGUUUCUCCAUCGCCGUUUUCCGACAAUUUGUGAUAGAUGAAGCAAGAAGCUUUGAUAUAGCAACUCUUGCACAGGUGCUCCUUUUUCUUCAUUGGGGGCAAAGCGAGUUUGUCGUGGACAUAGCAGGCUAGCUCGUUCCGCUCGAUGAUCAUGUGUCGUAUUUCGUUUCUGACGCCUUCCACGCGAAAGGUCUUGGAGGUUUCCAUGUAGUAGAGGACACCGC